Ceratotherium simum simum (southern white rhinoceros) is the source of this 1531-nucleotide messenger RNA. It is a transcript of the gene AMACR, whose product is annotated as alpha-methylacyl-CoA racemase. Gene Ontology annotation, cellular component: mitochondrion. Gene Ontology annotation, biological process: bile acid metabolic process. The record is from RefSeq and is a predicted model, not a curated record. Gene Ontology annotation, molecular function: alpha-methylacyl-CoA racemase activity. NCBI's taxonomy places the organism in Eukaryota, Metazoa, Chordata, Mammalia, Perissodactyla, Rhinocerotidae.
UCUUCUCUUUCAGAUGGCGUGUCUGCGUGCCUUGCCGCUGCAGGGUAUCAAGGUUGUGGAGCUGGCUGGCUUAGCUCCGGCUCCGUUCUGCGGUAUGGUCCUGGCCGACUUCGGGGCGCAAGUGGUGCGUGUGGACCGGACCGGCGCCGGCGCCGGCGCCGGCACAAGCUACUUGGCCCGGGGCAAGCGCUCGGUGGCCGUGGACCUGAAGCGGCCGCGGGGAGCGGCGGUGCUGCGGCGUCUGAGCGCCCAGGCGGACGUGGUGCUGGAGUCCUUCCGCCACGGUGUCAUGGAAAAACUCCAGCUUGGCCCAGAGAUUCUGCAGAGGGAGAAUCCAAAGCUUAUCUAUGCCAGGUUGAGUGGAUUUGGCCACUCAGGAAUAUUCUCUAGGGUAGCAGGCCAUGACAUCAACUAUUUGGCUUUGUCAGGUGUUCUGUCAAAAAUGGGCCGAAGUAGUGACAGUCCGUAUGCCCCGCUGAAUCUCCUGGCCGACUUUGGUGGUGGUGGUCUCAUGUGUGCUCUGGGCAUCAUGAUGGCCCUUUUUGAACGCACACGCUCUGGCAAAGGUCAGGUCAUUGAUGCAAGCAUGGUGGAAGGAACAGCGUAUCUAAGUUCUUUUGUGUGGCAAACACAACAAAUGGGACUGUGGGAACAGCCUCGAGGACAGAACAUGUUAGAUGGUGGAGCACCUUUCUACACAACUUAUAGGACAGCAGAUGGGGAGUUCAUGGCUGUUGGAGCAGUAGAGCCCAAGUUCUAUGAGCUGCUGAUCAAAGGACUUGGGCUAAAGUCUGAUGAACUUCCCAAUCAGAUGAGCAUAACUGAUUGGCCAGAAAUGAAGAAGAAAUUUGCAGAUGCAUUUGCAAAGAAGACAAAGGCAGAGUGGUGUCAGAUCUUCGACGGCACAGAUGCGUGCGUGACUCCGGUUCUGUCUUUUGAAGAGGCUGUCCGUCAUGGUCAUAACAAAGACCGAGGCUCAUUUUUCACUGAUGAGAAGCAGGUCGUGAGUCCUCGCCCUGCGCCUCUGCUGUCGAGCACUCCAGCUAUCCCUUCUUCCAAAAGGCAUCCUUUUGUAGGAGAACACACUGAAGAGAUACUUAAAGAAUUUGGGUUCAGCCAGGAAGAAAUCGAUCAGCUUAACUCAGAUAAAAUUAUCGAAAGUAAUAAACCAAGAGCUAAUCUCUAAGUUCCCAGCCCCGCGGCUCACGUGUAUUUGAAUACUGCAUUUAUAGUAUGGAAUAAUACACAAAAUUAUAGGCAUGGACACGUGCAAGAGCAGGAUCACAGUGGUUCAGUCCAACUAUUCUAAGGACUCUGAUUAUACAGUAAUGAUUGAAUUGUGAAAAUGUAAUCAUGGUUUUUGAUUUUGGAAUGUUUUUAGUUUACUAUACUAAUUUAUGGCAAUUUUUCUGCCUUCCAGUUUGCUUGAUAGAUUAUGUUUAUUGAUAUUAAAAUAUUUAAAUGUUUAUAAUAUACUUUAAAUGAAUUAAUAUGCUUUUUAUUAAAUAAAGCUUUUUCCCCCUAAACUUUA